GUUCUUCGCUAGCAUAACACUGCUGCGUGUGAACGAUUGACACACUUAUACUUUGUUGAGCGAUAUUUAGCGAUGAUCGGACUGCACAAACGUAUUGAUUUCUUGCUGGCUCGCGGCUGAAGCUUAACCAGACUGUGUUUGCACGAAGAUAUGCCCUAAAUUUGAUUUUUAAUACACGUCUCGUAUAAAUGAAUGAGACGUUCUGCGCUAGCAUAACAUUGCUACGUGUGAAUGAUUGAAUGAAAUCAGAAGCAUGGCGUCUCUCUCAGUUAAGAAUGUAUUGUAUUUAGAAUCUAUAAUAUAUCGUUGAUUUGAAUGAAAUCAGAAGCAUAGAGUCUGUCUCAGUUCAGAAUGUAUUGUAUUGUAUUUGCCAUUUUUACUGUUUGUCUUACGUGAGCGCACGUGGCGUGACGUCACUUCAGGAGGCGUGGUUAAGUGCCCUGUACGGAGGGGUCAAUUAAUCACAAACGUAAACAUAAGCCCUCUUGUUUGAGUUUAUGCUACACAUAUGGCAUACAUUUAUAUGAUUCGUCAGUAUAAAACUCUGAUUACUUUUUUUUGUGUGUGUGUGGGGGGGGGUCACUGUGCUGUAGUGGAGAGGUGCAUGUGCACAAUGCAAACGGGGACGCAGAUGACCAAACUGAAGGGAAAGAAGAAGGGACUCAUGCGCUUCUACUACUUGGAUGAACACCGCUCAUGCAUCCGGUGGCGUCCCUCAAGGAAACACGACAAAGCCAAAAUUACAAUUGACUCCAUCCACGAGGUCCGCGAAGGGAAAAAGUCAGAGGUUUUCCGCAAGUACGCCGACAAUCGCUUCGACCCAAACUGCUGCUUUAGCAUUUACUACGGCGAGCGCGUCAAAUCCCUGGACCUGGUCAGCACCAACGGCGAGGAGGCCCGCACGUGGAUCACCGGACUCAAGUACCUCAUGGCCGGCAUCAGCGAUGAAGACAGUUUGGCUCGGAGGCAACGGACCCGUGAUCAGUGGCUUCAGCAGACUUUCUCGGAAGCGGACAAAAACGGAGACGGCACCCUCAGCAUCGGAGAAGUCCACCAGCUUCUUCACAAGCUCAACGUGAAUCUUCCCAGGCAGAAAGUCCGGGAGAUGUUCCAGGAGGCGGAGACAGACGAAAACCAGGGUUCUUUAGGCUUUGAGGAAUUUUGCUUCUUCUACAAGAUGAUAUCCACACGGCGAGACCUCUACCUCAUCAUGAUUUCUUACAGCAACCAAAAAGAAGUCAUGGACCUGCACGACCUCGCCCGCUUCCUGGAGAACGAGCAGAAGAUGAGAGGUCUCGGCAGAGAGCACCUGAUGGACAUCGUCGCCAGGUUUGAGCCGUGUCCUGAGAACCUGCAGCAUCUGGUUUUGGGAAUAGACGGUUUUACCAACUACAUGCGAAGUCCAGGCGGUGACAUCUUCAACCCUGAGCACAACCAGGUGAACCAGGACAUGACGCAGCCACUGUGCAACUACUUCAUCGCCACGUCGCACAACACCUACCUGACCGGAGACCAGCUGCUGUCUCAGUCCAGUGUGGAGAUGUACGGUUACGUUCUCCAGGCCGGCUGUCGCUGCGUGGAAGUGGACUGCUGGGACGGGCCGGAUGGUGAGCCCAUCAUCCACCACGGCUACACCUUGACCUCCAAAAUCCUUUUCAAAGAAGUCAUCGAAACGAUUAACAAAUACGCCUUCACCAAAUCACAGUACCCGGUGAUUUUGUCCAUAGAAAACCAUUGCACUGUGCCUCAACAGAAGAAGAUGGCAGAAUACCUGAGAGAGGUGCUCCAGGAUAAGCUCGACCUGUCCAACGUCAACACGCUUGAAAGCAAGAAACUCCCCUCCCCAGAAAUGCUAAAAGGAAAAAUAUUAGUCAAGGGAAAGAAGCUCCCAGCAAACCUGGACCCGAAUGCCGAGGAAGGAGAUGUGUCUGAUGAAGACACCGGGGACGAGGAAGAAGAGGAAGAUGACAAAGAGGAGGAUUCCCAGGAGGAAAACAGUGGUCUGGCUGCUCGACACCUGAAGAAGAAGAAGAGGCGCUUUGGCAGAUCCAUCAUCAGGAGCUUCAAACGCAAGAGGAAAAAGAGAAUGCGACUGAGGAGUAAAGUCAGGUCUGACGGAGAGUCGGACUACAGCAGCAGCAGCAGGGACAGGACGCAAAUUGUUUAUCACCCGAAGAAGAGGAAGACAAUGAGGUUGUCCCGUGCUCUGUCCGACCUCGUCAAGUACACAAAAUCUGUUCGAGUGCACGAUAUAGAAACACAAGCAUUUAUGAACAGUUGGCAGGUGUCGUCGCUCAAUGAAACCGUCAUGAACCAGAUCGUCCUGCUGAAGCCCGGUCAGUUGGUGCGCUUCAACCAGCGUCAACUCCUGAGGGUCUACCCGUCCAACUACAGGGUGGACUCCAGCAACUUCAAUCCGCAACCCUACUGGAACGCAGGAUGUCACAUGGUUGCGAUGAACUAUCAAACAGAGGGUCGCAUGCUUGAACUGAACCGAGCUAAGUUCUCAACCAACGGAAACUGUGGAUACAUUCUGAAGCCUAAAAUCAUUUGUAAAGGUGCCUUUAACCCCAAUUUGGAAGAUCCACUUCCAGGAAAAAGGAAGAUUCAGUUAGUUUUGAAGAUCAUCAGUGGACAGCAGCUUCCCAAACCCAAAGACUCCAUGUUUGGGGACAGGGGAGAGAUCAUUGAUCCCUUUGUGGAGGUUGAAAUCAUUGGUCUACCCGUCGACUGUUCAAAGCAGCAGACCAGAGUGAUAGAUGAUAAUGGUUUUAACCCCAUGUGGGAGGAGACGCUCGUCUUUCACAUUCUAAUGCCCCAGAUGGCUCUGGUGCGCUUCCAAGUGUGGGAUCAUGAUCCCAUUGGGAGGGAUUUCAUUGGCCAGAGGACAAUAGCCUUCACCAGCAUGAUGCCAGGUUAUCGACAUGUGUACUUGGAAGGGAUGGCAGAGUCUUCUAUCUUUGUUCACAUUUCCAUCAUUGAUGGGAGGAUAAAGCCGGCAACUGCUGUGCAAGUGGCCAAAAAGCACAUCCAAAAGGCAGCUCAGAAGCACAUGAAGGGACCCCACAGGCAGCCGUCCCUCGACUCAUCCGUGCAUUCCUCGGAAGAUUGGCCUCCUCCACAUCUCCGCAAGGAUGCAGACUCCUUCUCCCAGGACAGCAGGAUUGGAGAAAUGUCACCUCUGGUCCAAGGGCCCGCCUACAGGGCCGCUAUGCACAAAGGGAUCAUGAGCGAACCCGUGAGACGUGCCCACCGUGUCAGAAUUCAUGACCCAGCUCAGAUGAGGAGAGGCAUAUUCAGCAAGAUGUCGUCCACAGAUUCAAAACCACCGUCGACGUUAAUGCUUCAAGACAGCUUUGACCUGGACAGCCCUUCUUGUCCGAACAGUCCCACUGAGGACAGACAGGAUCCAGCUGCAGCUAACUUCAGUGAGCUUCAGUCUUUGUCUGAAGCUGCUGAGUUACAGAUACCUCCCACGUUUGGACCAAAGGAGCUUGAACCUCCCGUGGUGGUCCGACCAGAAGCAAUGACUGAACAAGAACCACCGGGGGAACCUCCACCUGAAACCCCUCAAUCAAAACCACAACCCCUAAAUGCUGACGCCAAAAUUGUACCUCUCAUCCCUCCACCAUCUCCGGCCCGGGUCAGAAGGACCUUGGAGGCAUCGGCCACCCCCAGACCCACCACCCCAAUACGAACAAAGGUCCGCUCGCGCAGCUGCCCUCGAAAACCGACCAGCUCCCCUAUCACGCCCAUGGUGAGCCGCAAGCCUGUUUCCCACUGGCAGACCUGGCGAGUCCAGAGCACGGGCAAGGACAGCGGCCGCCAGGUGAGACCUAUACCCAACGGUCUGUGCUUGUCAGACAGCUCGUCCAGCAGCGGGAGCAGCUCGGACAGCCUGGAGUUCAGCGACGCCCCCGUCGCGGCGGGUGCACAGCAGUGCGACGGCACCCUGCAGAGGGAGAUGAGGGCGCUUUUUGACGAAAAGAUGAGAGAGAUCAGAUGUAAAUCGCCACUUUUCUUCGAUGCUUGGGAUGUGUGAACAUGUUUGGUCCUAGAUAAGCUUGUCGUUACAGGUUAGGAUACCAGGAUUUUGUGGUACCUUGACUCACACGUCAUCAAGUCAUAAUUUGUUUUGUGACAGAGUUUGUACCAGAGUAUGCUCGUACAGUGAAGCCCUACAUAUGUAUGAUUCAUCAUUCACAAUUUGGGGAUUUAUUUUGAGAGAUUAUCCUCCAUUAUCUGAUGAAUGAUUAUUAUUAUGAUUGAUUAUUUGAUUUUUUUUUUGUGCUCAAGUUAAAGCCAUGUGUCCUACAAAAUACAACUUUGGAGCUAACUGGUGGUAUCUCCAUCACCUUUACUGCGAUUACUGUACUUGUAGUAAAAACUUCACCCCAAUAGCACUUCCUGAUCAAUUUACAAAUCAAGAUUUCUUUUGAUUUCUUUUUUUACUUCUUCAUUCUCCCAUUGAACACCUACAUAUCUUGUUUAUUAUUGCUUUUUCCUGUUUGAUUUAUUUUUUCCA
This is a messenger RNA of Syngnathoides biaculeatus (alligator pipefish), 4525 nucleotides long. RefSeq names its product phospholipase C, eta 2b (gene plch2b). Lineage: Eukaryota; Metazoa; Chordata; Actinopteri; Syngnathiformes; Syngnathidae. The coding region runs from base 509 to 4042 and encodes 1177 amino acids. The record is from RefSeq and is a predicted model, not a curated record. Gene Ontology annotation, molecular function: calcium ion binding; phosphatidylinositol-4,5-bisphosphate phospholipase C activity. Gene Ontology annotation, biological process: phosphatidylinositol-mediated signaling; lipid metabolic process. The transcript is spliced from 19 exons.